AUGACGCUGGCAUCGGCGGCGCACAAGAUCCCGCUGGAGGUUGCGCACACCGUCGUCCAGAUUGCCGAGGUCGCGCGCUACGCCUACCACCACCGCCCCGGCCACCCUGCAGACCACGACGGGGACCCGACUGCGCUGCCCGCGGGGGCUGAUGGCGGCGGGGGCGCCAGCGAGGAGGCCGCGCGGCUGCGGGAGGAGAACGCCAUGCUCCGCGCCCGACUCGCAGAUGACCUGGCGCUCCUGCGCGAGCUCCACGGCGCGCCCUGCGUCUCCAAGGAGUGCCCUCCUGAUCUGUACAACCGACUGAUGGCGACGGUCAACAAUGCUAGCUUCCUUGCUCAUCUCGAGAAAUUACAGGAUGAGUCAGCACGUGAACAUAAUGAACUAUCUUCUGGCAACAUGACAGAGGUGGAAGUUGCAGACAUUCCAGACAAAAUGGGUAACGGGAAGAAAGGAUCGUGGGUCUUGGUUGCUUGUGAUACUGCUGGGGCUAAUUUGGAGGAAAUUAGUGGGAUUGAUGAUGAAAAUUAUGUCAUAAUCAAUGAAGACGACAUAGUCGAUGGUAUUGCCACCUUUGUUGCUAGGUGCAUUCUUGAAGAUCCAAAAUCCAAGUCGUUAUCGCCAGUGCAGCUCCAGAAGGCUGUUGCAAAGGCAUUAGAUAGCAUGAAAGCUCGAUGGAGAUGGUCAACCUUUUGGGAGGCUGGACAGAUUAUUUAUAUCUUGGCCACUUGGGGAAUCACAUUAGCAGGGUUGUACAAGAGCCGUCAUGUCCUGAAGGUGGCAGCAAAGGGUGCUGCUGCGUCUGCCAGAUUUGUUAUGAAGGCCCUAAAAGCAAUGGUCCAGUUUCCGCUAAUCGUGCGCCUUCCGUUCGCAAACCCUUUUCGCCGCCUUCUCCAACCACGACGACGCCUGCGGCGGCGGCGGCGGCGGCGGCGGCGGAAAAAAUUCCCACAGCGAUGGCCAACGAAAUCCCAGAAGAACAAGAAGCCUACUACUGCGUCGAAGCCGUCUAUCAACCCCAAGUCCCCAUCCUCCGACAAGAAACCCAAGCCCUCGAAGCCCACCGAGGAGCAGCCGGCGGCGGUCAAGAAGCCGAAGAAGCAGAAGGUGAGGGACGAGAUCGACGAGAUCUUCAGCGCCGCGAAGGCGGGAAAGAAGCGGAAGCCGCCGCAGCUGGAGGAGGCUUAUGCCCAUGGGGACAGGAGGAAGAAGCCCAAGGAGAGGGCCGAGGGGGGCAGCAGCAGCAAGAAGAAGAGCAACAAGGCGCCGGGGAGUAAGGGCAAGGGUUGGGUGGCUGACGACGACGACGAGGAGUUCGAGGAGAAGCGGCCUCGUCGGCGCACUGCGGACGGGCUCGCCAUAUACUCGGCCGAUGAGCUCGGGUUCGGCAAGGCCGACGCUGGUGGCACCCCGCUGUGCCCCUUCGACUGCGACUGCUGCUUCUGA
Miscanthus lutarioriparius is the source of this 1446-nucleotide messenger RNA. The record is from the annotation of a GenBank genome assembly. NCBI's taxonomy places the organism in Eukaryota, Viridiplantae, Streptophyta, Magnoliopsida, Poales, Poaceae.